CGAGUGAGACGGUAUUAGAUUUGCCGCUGGAGAGGGGUACGCGACGGUCGUGGCUCGGGUUUUGCCGCCGCAUUCUCGAGCGCUCGUCUCUUCGUACGGCAGCCAGACGGACGAAGUGUACGUUCACCGUGUCGCGUAUAUACGGUGCGCAUAAUCCGUUAAUUUCGCGUGUCUCGUGUGUCGCUGAAAGAGAACGAGAGAGAGAGAGGGAGAGAGAGAGAGAGAGAGAGAAACAAUACGUCAUCACGCCACACCGGCGAUCGCGGUGCGGUGUCCGUGCGCGCGCGGUGCCUCGCAUUUGUCGUUGCUUCUUUUGUCAGUUUGCAGUGCGUGCGCGAGAUAGUGCGAUAUACACAUACACACACCCACACCCAUAUACGAGUACACAUCGGAAGAUCGUGACGGCGACGUCUCUCGUUCGGGGCGUGCUGUAUUUUUCCCAGCCAGUGACGCAAACUUUCUCGUCGCCUUCCGAAGGCGACGGCGACGACGUCGACGACGACGCUACUUCUCUCUUUUUCGUGAGACCGUUCCACGAUUCGUUCGCGUAGUGACCGUAGCGGCGUAGUACGACGCGAAGUCGCGCAGAGUCGGGCGUCGUGCGGUCGUCCUCUCGCGGCUCAUGUGCCCGCGAGCCGAGACUGAGUGCGCGCGAGACGGUCGGAGGCAGUUGACGUUGUCGUCGUCGUUCGGCUCGUUGUCGUCGUUAUUUCGAGCGGUUUCUCGGACAAGCAGUGUCGCGGAGGUUCGCGCGCGCGCGCGCGGUCAGCAUCGAUCUUCGCUUCGUCGCGCGGAGUGAUCGCGCGAGGUGAACUGAACAGGGGAGAGAGAUAGAAAGAGAGAAAGAGAGAGAGAGAGAAAGAAAGAAAGAGAGAGAGUUACAGAGUGAGAAGGAAAGAGAGAGAGAGCGAGAGAGAGAGAGAGAGAGAGAGAGAGAGUAGUAAAGAGCGCGCGCGGUCCCUCGUCUCUCGUCGCGGCGGCUUUCAGUGCGCGCGUUCUGUGGCGUAGGAAUACGCGGCGCGAUAGGUCGCGCGUGAGCGCGAACGAGCGAGAUCAAGGUGCACGGCGGACGAGACGUUUACGAGCGACGACGACGCGACGGCGAACGGUGCGGUGCGCGAAGAUACAGAUACAUCGUUAUCCGCGAGGGAGAGAUAAGAGAGAGGAGCCUGGGGGAUCAGAGACGCACACACGCGCGCGCGCGCGCGCGCGGGAACAACGCGGUGGUGGAUGUGUGAGUGAUAAGUCGCGGCGCGGAGAACGGCAACCGUGAACGACGUCCGCUGGUACUACCGCUACCGCUAACUAUUACUAUACUACUCAAUCGCCAUCGCAGCAAGCACAGCGCGCUAUCAGCGCGCGCGGCGGCGGCAGCAACACAACUCCCCCGAGAUCGCGGCGCGUUGCUACCAACCGGCAAGAUGAUGGGCAAGCGAACGCAGUGCUACCUGUGCGACCUGCCCAGGAUGCCCUGGGCGAUGAUAAUGGACUUUUCAGAGCCGGUGUGCCGCGGCUGCGUGAAUUACGAAGGCGCUGAUCGCAUCGACCUCGUGCUCGAGUCCGCGAAGCAGCUGAAGAAAGCCCACGGCUUCCAGGACGCGCGGCCGUCCGCCUCCAAGACUUACCGCACCGCGGCCGCGCACAGCGAGCACAACGGCGGCGCGAAUCUCGACGUGCUGCCGAUCCAGAACACCGCCGCCGGCCAAGGCCACUCGCGGCACCACAACAUCGCGGCCGGCUACUCGCAGCUGCACCAUCGCAACUCCAUCACCGAGUUCAACUCGGGCACGGCGGCGGCGGCGGCGGCCGCCCGCCAGCAGCAGAUCAGUCGCCAGCACGAAGAGGGUCACGAGAUGGCGAACGGCAUGAGGAGCAACAAUGUGCGUUUGCCGAGCGCCCAUCUGGCCGCGGUGGCGCAUCACGUGAACCUUGGCCACAAUCGCGGCAUCACGCAGCUCAAGCGCGGCAUCUCGGCGAUCGACGAGGACGAGCACGGCGAGAAGAGGCUCUCCCUGGAGGAGCAGCACCCGGUGAGGCCGCCGUUGACGCGCGGUGACUCCUUGCCGGCGGUCAGCCUUGCGGUCAGCUAUGUGCAGGACAGGAACAAGGAGAAGCACCCGGUGCGCGCGCCCAGUUUCGAAACUGCGACCACCUUCAAGGCCAACGGUGCAUACGUCGGACCAUCUAUUCCGUUGGCACCGGCUAAUGUCGCGGCCAACGGUGGAGGAUCGCCUCUUCGUCCAAGAACGAGUCCUCCACCACCGCCGCCACCGGCACAGGAAAGCGCCAAUGACAAUUCACAGUCGAAUCAUCAUCAGGGUUCAGCAAACGGUCCGUCACCGAUGGCCGCUUUGAUGUCAGUCGCCGACAAUCUGACAUCCCCGGAGCCAGUGCCACAGCCGCCGAAUAAUCCCAGUCCUACUAGCAGAAGUCCGCCGACCACUGCUGCGAAUGCUCAACAACGCAGCGCCUCCAGAGGCUCCCAGCAUAGCCCGAACAGUUCAGGUUCAGGUAGGCGGUCCAGUAGUUCUAGACAGGUGUCAUCGACGACUGUGACGACGUCCUCUGAGGGCGCGGUUGCCCAAGCUGCUGGCGCCGAACCGGUCUCGGCACCUACCCUCAAGUGUACGCUAUGCCAAGAGCGCUUGGAAGACACGCAUUUCGUUCAGUGUCCCAGCGUGCCGCAUCACAAAUUCUGCUUCCCUUGCAGUCGGGAUAGCAUAAAGAGACAGGGAGCCGGCGCGGAGGUUUAUUGUCCGAGCGGUGAGAAGUGCCCGCUGGCUAAUAGUCAGGUGCCGUGGGCCUUCAUGCAGGGUGAGAUCGCCACCAUACUCGGCGAGGACACCACGGGCUCCGCGCUCAAGGUCAAGAAGGAGCGGGAAACUUAAGGGAGCCUCACGAUGUCGAUUCAGGGCUCAAAUUUUCUGACCUCCGUUUAAAGAGGGGGGCUGUUAAACUGGUGGAAACCGUGAAGGUUUUGCCGAAACGCUUUUGGUAACGGUGAUAAGAAAACAAAAAACGAAGAAACACCGUUGGUCACGCGUGAGGCCAACGGGAACGACUCGAGCCAAAGACGUUGUCUGGUGCGAUACGGAUUCUCACGAAGUUGUUGACGUCCAUAUAGGGGAGAAGGAGAGGAAAGGGUGAAACGGGGGGAAAGUGGACGAUUUUGUUUCGCGCGAUGCCGCAACGUAGACGCGCGAAGGGAGGAAGAGCGCGCCACGGCGGCGGCUCUGACGACGUGUUUCGAUAAAGGUCGAAUUAAAAAAACGUGUUGUUCGGUUUUGCUCGUUUUGCGACCGGUCCUGAGAAGAAGUCUUUGGCAAAUUGCACGCUGGCAGUCGGUUCUACACACAGUGUACAUACGGAUCUCUUGUAGAGCGGUUAACGCGCGACAGGGAGAAGGUUGAAAAGAAAAGAAAAUAUUAAUUAUAUCUCUCGCGACUUCUGGGAGCGCGAGAGAGACACGGAAGAAGAGACGCGCGUUGAAACCGCGACGGUGAUGACGAUUUGUGCCCGGUUUGGGUUUGUACUUAGGCUCGAUACGCCUUUCUUCAUUGUCUCUUGUAUCGCGGGCGUAAUCGCUCGCGUUCUCUCACACGCAUAUACUUGUACAUGUACAUUGGUACGGGACAUGUGCGUUUACACACACACACACACACACACACACGCGCAUACACAGACACAUCCACAUGUUUACACACACAACGAGAGUCGAAACGGAGAAGUAGAAACGUUGAGACGCGGUACCGCAUGUGCGGCCGCGAUUGUAUUUUUAUUUUUCGCGCGUACUCGGUCGCGAGUUUCGCGAUCGUGAUUUGAACGACUUACGCGAGAGACAGGCAUCGCCCACGGCGAUCGCUGUCAUCCCUUUUUACUGUUCUUUCGUUUGUAUACUCUUUCCACCUAUACCUACCUAUCUUUGCUCGUUGUAUUAUAUAUAAAUGUACGACGGACAUUCUCGAACCCAGCGCACAUGGGUUUUCUGUACAUUGUGUAUAUGUGUGUACAUACCACAUAUUAUUAAUGAGACGUAUGACUAAAAGAAUUUUUAACGAUUUUUAAG
Molecule: messenger RNA, 4066 nt
Organism: Harpegnathos saltator (Jerdon's jumping ant)
Lineage: Eukaryota; Metazoa; Arthropoda; Insecta; Hymenoptera; Formicidae
Gene: Pits
Product: Protein interacting with Ttk69 and Sin3A
Exons: 5
Coding region: 1422-2888 (488 amino acids)
Biological process (GO): regulation of transcription by RNA polymerase II
Cellular component (GO): nucleus
Molecular function (GO): transcription corepressor activity
Source: RefSeq, a predicted model, not a curated record